Ectocarpus siliculosus is the source of this 1641-nucleotide messenger RNA. The record is from the annotation of a GenBank genome assembly. NCBI's taxonomy places the organism in Eukaryota, Phaeophyceae, Ectocarpales, Ectocarpaceae.
AUGAGCUUGAGCGUGGAGGCAUCUCCGGCGUUCCAAGCAACCACGGAAACGGGUACCUUAGCCAGCGUAUCACCAUCCUUGUUGCCCAGGGCUCCACCACCAUCUCUGUCCAACAGAAUGAGCAGGACAUCCGAACUACGCGCAUCGCUGGUAGCAGCAGCAGGGGCAGAACCUGCUGCACGUGUUGCUUCGUCUCGCACUGGACGAAAAAGUAGCUUGACGUUCGAUGAGCUGCUGGUGGGGUGCAUCGCCAUGUUGGGAGUUCCGGGCGGUGUGCGGGCGCGAGAAAGCCUGCGACGCGUUCUCAAGGCCUGGUCGGAAGAUGGCGACAGGCACGACUGCGAUGACGGCUCGAGGAGACCAACGGAAGCCGCGCGGCCGCGAAGAUCGAAGCAGAGGCCAUCAUUGCCAUUGGAAGCCAGGGGCGGAACUUCGAAUUUUACGACUACGGCGGCAGGGCACAGCGCGACCGAUAGAAGUUCCUCAUUGUUGGCCGUCCGUGGUAAUCAGAUGGACUCGUCGGCGAACAAUGAUCGGCGGCUCGCGGUGGCGGAGGCGGCUGCAGCCAGAUGGGAAAAACGAUACAACCAGCAAGCAUCAGCUACGGAAAAGGCAUUACUCGAGACGCGAAACGCCAAGAUCUCUCUGCGAGAAGUGGAAAGAGUGCUGGGAGAGGAGCGCGCCGACGCGGCGAGAGCUGCUCGUGAAGCGGCUGAAGCAGCGGCGGAAGCUGCAGAAGCCCUGCGAGAACGCGCGGACGCCCAGGAUGAGAAAGAGGGGGGACUGACGUCGGCGUUAAGCGAGUCCGUGGCACACAGUCUACAGUCAAUGGCGGUUCGCGAGCGAUGCGAAAAGCAGCUACGGCAGCGUCUGCAGCUCUCUCAGGCAAAGCUCGCCGAAGCUGAGACGGAGAUAGGAGAAUUGCGCAAGGCCGCCAAGGCGGCUGAAAAGAACCGGUCGCUUCAGCCGGUGGUCGUUAGUCUCGGGGAGAUUCUCAAGGAGUGUCUUGCGAGCAUGGGAAUAGUGCGCGGUGUGCCAGACGGAGAGUUCCAUGCGAUGGUGUCGGUAUUGCGCGACCGAGCCGAGAAGGCGGCCACAGGAUUCCUAUCAGUCGAGGGCCUUCACGCUGCUGCCGAAGGGGCGAGGGCUCUAGAUGCCAUUAGAGAUCUCAGGGUACAGCUACAAGAAGCGUUGCUGGACGCUAGCCGGCAGCGAGCCCGCAGGGUGUCUGCGGACGCUCGAGUCAAGGAGAAGGAGACGGGCGAGAUGGAGAGGACUUUUGGGAAGGACGAGCUGCUCAAGGCGCGUAAGGAGACGGGCGAGACGAGGGCUCGCCUGGCAGUUGCAGACGCGGAGGUGAAACAACUCAAAAAGUCCCUUAAGGAAGAGCAGGAGAGAUCGGCGGCGGCAUGGGCUGCCACUCGCCAUCGCUCCGCACCGAUAGCAGACGUCCGAGGCAUCUUUGACGAAGGUCAUCGCCUAGUGCAGGAAAAAAUGAAACUAAAGGCCCAGCAAAUCCAACAAGAAGUGUCGCAAAUGCAGCAAGACAUCUCCGAGGCGAGGUUACGAGAGGUUCAGGACGCACAUACUAUUCCGCCCAUGUCGCGAGCACGACCAGGAACAACGAGCUGCAGCACGUAG